CCUUGAUCACUGCCCAAACAUUUCUGUUCUGUUCGAAGUUGUCCUCAGAAGAACAGAAAAUGUCCGACGAAUCUGGCUGGUCACUUACCGAGUCCGACCCAGCGGUGUUCACUGCGCUGCUCCAGUCGCUGGGGUGCAACACGCUCAUCGUAGACGACCUAUGGACACUAGACGACCCAGCGCUGCUCUCGUCUCUGCAACCGAUUCACGCGCUCAUCUUCUUGUUCAAGUGGAUUGGAGGUACGGAGGAUGAAGCGGCAGAUGGAGAGCUGAAAGGCGGUGGGCGGUACGACGAGGCUUUCCCCGGUUUCUUCGCGCACCAAGUGGUCAACGACGCCUGCGCGACAAUCGCUGUCCUCAACGGGGUGUUCAACAUCCCUUCCGUACCGAUGGGACCAGACCUUUCCCAACUACGCGAGUUCAGCGCGGGCAUGGACCCCCUCAUGUCCGGGUACAGCAUCACGAACAGCGCUGCGAUCCGGAAUGCGCACAACGCGUUAUCCAGCAGUGCCAACAGCCCGUUCAGCAUCGACCCGAGCUUGUAUGACCAGAACGAGAAGGAGGACGCGUUCCAUUUCGUGGUUUAUGUGCCUGUUGCUGGGCAGCUGUAUGAGCUAGACGGACUGAGGCGCGCACCGGUGCAGCAUGGCGGUUGGGAAGGCGGCGAAGGAUGGUUGGACGUCGCUAGGCGGACGAUACAGAGGAGGAUAGAGGGAUACCCUCCUGGGACGCUCCAGUUCUCACUCCUCGCGGUGAGGACGGACAACUUGCCUGGGAUGGAGGCGCAGCUCGAGCAGGCGAGGGCGGCGGGGGACGAGCAUUUGGCCAGCGAACUCGUACAUCACAUAUAUGCGGAGAAGUCGAAGCGCGCCGAAUGGGAAUUCGAAAACUCGUUAAGACGACAUAAUCACGUUGGGCUGAUACACUCGUUGCUGCUCGCGCUUGCUAAGGCUGGAGGGCUCGAUACGGCGGUGCAAAAAGCAAAGCAGAAGAUGAUAGAGGCGCGGCAGAAGGCGGCUAAGAGCGAUACCAAGAUGGAAGAGGAUUAGUGUGGCUGCUCUUGUGGAAUACGAUGCAUAUUGUAUCUGUGACUCGUUCCCUGUGCAAGCAACAGAAU
Molecule: messenger RNA, 1117 nt
Organism: Dacryopinax primogenitus
Lineage: Eukaryota; Fungi; Basidiomycota; Dacrymycetes; Dacrymycetales; Dacrymycetaceae
Exons: 2
Coding region: 60-1049 (329 amino acids)
Biological process (GO): ubiquitin-dependent protein catabolic process; protein deubiquitination
Cellular component (GO): cytoplasm
Molecular function (GO): cysteine-type deubiquitinase activity
Source: RefSeq, a predicted model, not a curated record